This is a messenger RNA of Salpingoeca rosetta, 1207 nucleotides long. RefSeq names its product serine/threonine-protein phosphatase 4 catalytic subunit. Gene Ontology annotation, biological process: peptidyl-serine dephosphorylation. Lineage: Eukaryota; Choanoflagellata; Craspedida; Salpingoecidae. Gene Ontology annotation, cellular component: cytoplasm. The transcript is spliced from 8 exons. Gene Ontology annotation, molecular function: protein serine/threonine phosphatase activity. The record is from RefSeq and is a predicted model, not a curated record. The coding region runs from base 122 to 673 and encodes 183 amino acids.
CCGAAAGGCAAUUUUGCCCUUGUGCAUUUCCAGCACGCAAAACAAAAGAAGCGAGAACAGACAGCAAGAAGCAGGCAGACAGACAAACACACACGCACACACACAGUGCAGAACACCACAGAUGGAUCCCGAAAAGUGGAUUGACGCAGUCAAGGACUGCCAAUACUUGCCGGAGCAGGACUUAAAGCUGCUCUGCGACAAGGUCUGCGAGAUCUUGAUGGAGGAAGGCACGGUGCAGACAGUAUCGGCACCUGUAACGGUCUGCGGCGACAUCCACGGACAGUUCUACGAUCUGGAAGAGCUGUUCAGGCGUGGUGGUCAGGUCCCAGAGACCAAGUACAUCUUCAUGGGCGACUUUGUGGACAGAGGGCAUUACAGCUUGGAAACGUUUACGCGGUUGCUCACCCUCAAAGUCAAGUGCUUCAACGAGCACAACGGCGUUGAUCUCAUUUGCCGCGCGCAUCAGCUUGUGGCGGAGGGCAUCAAGUACAUGUUUGAGGGCGAUCUCCUCGCAACCGUCUGGUCCGCCCCAAACUACUGCUACAGAUGCGGAAAUGUCGCCGCCAUCCUCUCCUUUGACGAGAACCUCAACCGCGACGCAAAGAUCUUCCAAGCUGUUCCUGACGAGAACCGGAAAGUGCCGCCGCCACGGACAACGCCGUACUUCCUGUGAUCACCACCACCGUCAACAUCACCACCACCUGCUUGUCUUAUGUUCACAUUAGUCAUCGUGAAUUGCCUUUGUCAUCAUCGUUGUUGUGCAUUGUUGUCAACCCAUGUCCUGCCUACCUCGUUGCUCUCUGUCUCGCUCGCUUGCUUGCUCGGUUGUUACUUCUUCUUUCUUCGCUUUUUCUCCUCUUUCCUGCCCCCCCCCAAAUCGCCAUCAGCACCAUAGCGCGUGCGUGCGUGUACCCGUCGUCUCGCCCGAACGUCUCUUGACAACUGCACAUACACACGCGGGGCCACUCGCUUGUUCGCUCGCUCGUCUCUGCCCUGCUUCGUCGCUGUGGCUUUGCUCGCUUCUCUCUGUUGUUGAGGCGCUGACGCACAGCCACCGACGAACACAUGUGAGCCAACUUGAUCACCUGCACCCAACGUGCAUUUCCCACACUUUCCUUCUAUUCCUGCUUGCCCUGCCAUAUAGCUUUUCCCCCCUCGCAUUUGCGUGCGCCAGUGUUGUCAAUCAAUCAACCAAUCUAUUCAGUCA